Moneuplotes crassus is the source of this 944-nucleotide messenger RNA. The record is from the annotation of a GenBank genome assembly. Lineage: Eukaryota; Ciliophora; Spirotrichea; Euplotida; Euplotidae.
AUGAAAUUUUUCACAAGGAAGCAGCCUGUGGAAGAGGAGCAGAAGCUUAUUGGCCAUCUUGAUUGUCUCACUGAGGAACAACAAGACACUCUUGAGGUCCUGAAAAAGUAUAUCCAAGAAGAAGGAAUAACUACUUCUGAUAGAUAUACCGACCAAUAUCUGCUCAGGUUCUGCAGAGCAAGAGAAUUCGUACUUGAUGAAGUAAAAUUAAUGUUUAAGGAAUUUAUUGAAUGGAGAGAUCUCAGAGAAGUUGACGACUGCUUUCUUCUUUAUGAUGUAUCUAAUAUUGCAGAUGUUAAGAAAUUUUAUAAACAUGGUUUCCAUGGAACAGAUAAAAGUGGUAGACCUUUGUACCUUGAUUGUCCUUGAACAGCAGCUCCCAUAGAGGACCUCCUAAAAGUUGCUGAUAAAACUGAAAUGACAAGGAAUUAUAUCCAACAGUUUGAAUAUCUUUUACAUGUACGUCUCCCAGCAUGCUCAGAAGCAUCUGGGAAGCUAAUCGAUCAAGUGACUUCGGUAGUAGACUUAAAUGGCUUAAAGAUUGCAAUGUUUAAGUAAAAGCAGUAGGGAACUCAUCAAGAUUCCAAUGGGGAUUACUCAGAAAAACUACCCGGAGGUUAUGCACUCUUUGUUUUUCAUCAAUUCUCCUAUGUCUUUCAAAGCCAUAUGGUGAGUCUUGAAGCCAUUUAUUCCUGAAAAGACUAAGAAAAAAGUCACAAUUUUAAGACCCAAAUGUCAAGAAGAACUUUUUGAAUAUGUUGAUGAGGAGAAUCUACCAAUCGAGUUCGGAGGUCAAUGAACCUGAGAAGAAUAUGAUGGAGACUGAUUCGAAUCUGAUCGAGGCCCAUGGAAGGAAUUUCCAGGUGAUAAAUAUGGGGAAGAAUAUAAGAAGCAGAUUGCUGCUCAUCAUUAAAAGGUGAUGGACUAGAAUUAAACUAAAGAAC